Messenger RNA from Fraxinus pennsylvanica, 315 nucleotides. NCBI's taxonomy places the organism in Eukaryota, Viridiplantae, Streptophyta, Magnoliopsida, Lamiales, Oleaceae. The record is from the annotation of a GenBank genome assembly.
AUGCCGUUGAAGGAGACGUCGACGGCGGGAACGGUUCCGCUGCCGGUGGCUUCAAUGAUGGCGGGCUUAGCCCGUUCAAGAAGCCAGUGGAUUGUCAUUCCGUUAGACUUGUGGCCUAGCUCUCGCAUCAGUUGGAAGAUUCUGGCUGCACAAGCCCCUGGCAUGCGGAUUCUCCUACCACAACCCUCAACUUUGGUGUGGCAAUCCUUGGUGGACCUCUUUGGUGGCGCCGCCACCAACGCACUCGUCGUGGCGAAGGCGAUGACAUCACUGCAAGGGACUCCUUUGGACAGAAACCAUCCAAAUCACUGUUAG